Molecule: messenger RNA, 1284 nt
Organism: Arthroderma uncinatum
Lineage: Eukaryota; Fungi; Ascomycota; Eurotiomycetes; Onygenales; Arthrodermataceae
Product: GTP cyclohydrolase-2
Exons: 1
Coding region: 1-1284 (427 amino acids)
Biological process (GO): riboflavin biosynthetic process
Molecular function (GO): GTP cyclohydrolase II activity
Source: RefSeq, a predicted model, not a curated record
AUGCCCUCGCCGUCAGCCCAAGCCUCACCGUUCAUCGCCCCGCGCCCCAUCCACGCCCACCAGCGAGUCAGCGAAUAUUCCCUGACACACGAGUCGACGCCCCGGAGUAUACCCCCAGAGAGCAGAGAUGGCCCUGCCGGCUCGGAUGUAGAAGACAGGACCAGCACACGCACUGAUCACGAUGACUAUACCACCCCCAAUCCCUCCUCGACUCCCGCCUUGCCGUCCUCUAUAAUAUCCCCCGCCUUCACUCCUCCAUCCACCCCCGGAGCCGGCAGCAGCAGCAACAGCAACUAUCCCUCCAUUCUCUCUCCACAGCCUGGCACUGCGGUGCGACACAUACCCUCCAAGCCGCCGAGGCUACUGCCGCAUCUCCCGAAGGUAGAAUGCAUUGUUCGCGCACGCAUACCAACCACAACCGGCGCAGAGAUGUUCCUGCAUCUCUACCAGAACGACGCCGAUAACAAGGAACAUCUAGCCAUUGUGUUUGGCAAUACGAUCCGCAGCCGUAGUCUCGACCGGGUGCGGGACGGAGAGACCGAGAUGGACCGUAUGAUCAGGGGUGCGUACGUUGGCAGACUACGGCCGGGACGGAUAAGCAGUCGCUAUGACGAGGCUACGAACGCGGACAAUGGUGUCAAGAGCACAGUACCGGAGUCAUCGAUGCCUCUGACACCAGAGACUCCAGUUCGGUCACCAUCACAGGCGCCGCUGGUUAGGAUUCAUUCGGAAUGCUACACCGGUGAAACCGCAUGGUCAGCACGAUGCGAUUGCGGCGAACAGCUAGACGAAGCCGCACGACUGAUGUCCGAACCCACGUCCGCGUCCUCCGAAGCCGCCACACCCAACGCUGAUGCCAACGCCUCGGGGCCGGGCGGUGUGAUAGUGUACCUGCGUCAGGAAGGGCGUGGGAUCGGUCUGGGCGAGAAACUCAAGGCAUACAACCUGCAGGACCUGGGCUCAGAUACCGUAGAGGCCAACCUGCUCCUCCGACAUCCCGCGGACGCACGCAGCUACGGUCUUGCAACUGCCAUUCUCGUUGACUUGGGACUAGGGGAGGACUCGUCGAACGGUGGGAUCCGACUGUUGACUAACAAUCCUGACAAAAUUGCGGCGGUGGAGGGUCUGAACCGAGAGGUUGUUGUCAAAGAGAGGGUUCCGAUGGUACCACUCGCGUGGAAAACGGGCGGUACCAGGGGGAUAAAGAGUGCAGAGAUUGAAGGAUAUCUUAGGACCAAGGUGAGUCUAGGCCUCGUGGUGGAAUACUUGACUGACAGCUGCUAA